AUGGUCCACCAAGGGAGGCGGCUACUGCGGGUGGAGAGCCAGGACCAGUCAGAUAAGGAUGCAGGAGUGCUCAUUUCAGAGCCUGAGGAGGAGCAGGCUCUGCCUCUAAUGGAGGAGGACUGCCGUUGCUCACAGCAGCCUUGGUUUGGUUGCGGCAUGUUUACUCUCCUGUCAUCUGUCACUGCUGCUGUCAGUGGCCUCCUGGUGGGUUAUGAACUUGGGCUCAUCUCUGGGGCCCUUCUUCAGAUAAGAACCUUAUUAGCCCUAACCUGCCGUGAGCAGGAAAUGGUUGUGAGCUCCCUCCUCAUUGGCGCCUUGCUGGCCUCCCUCACUGGAGGGGUCCUGAUUGACAGGUAUGGAAGAAGGGCUGCCAUGAUCUUGUCAUCCUGCCUCCUUGGACUCGGAAGCUUAGUCUUGAUACUCAGUUUAUCUUAUGCGGUUCUCAUAGUGGGCCGCAUUGCUAUAGGGGUUUCCAUUUCACUCUCUUCAAUUGCCACAUGUGUUUACAUCGCAGAGAUUGCUCCACAGCACAGAAGAGGUCUUCUUGUGUCCCUGAAUGAGCUAAUGAUUGUCAUCGGCAUACUUUUCGCCUACAUUUCAAAUUAUGCGUUUGCCAAUGUUUCCCAUGGCUGGAAAUAUAUGUUUGGCCUUGUUAUUCCCUUGGGAGUUUUGCAAGCAAUUGCAAUGUAUUUUCUUCCUCCAAGUCCCCGGUUUCUGGUGAUGAAAGGACACGAGGAAGCUGCUAGCAAGGUUCUCAGAAGGUUGAGAGCCAUCUCGGAUACAACGGAGGAACUCACUGGGAUAAAAUCUUCCCUGAAAGAUGAAUAUCAGUAUAGUUUUUGGGAUCUGUUUCGAUCAAAGGACAACAUGAGGACUCGGAUAAUGAUAGGCCUGACAUUGGUAUUUUUUGUGCAAGUCACCGGUCAGCCAAACAUAUUAUUCUAUGCAUCAACUGUUUUGAAGUCUGUUGGCUUCCAAAGCAAUGAGGCAGCUAGCCUCGCCUCCACGGGGGUUGGAGUUGUCAAGGUCAUCAGCACCAUCCCUGCCACUCUUCUUGUAGACCACAUUGGGAGCAAAACCUUCCUCUGUGUUGGCUCCUCUGUGAUGGCAGCUUCAUUGGUGACCAUGGGCAUCGUGAAUCUCAACAUCCCCAUGAACUUCACCAAUAUCUGCAGAAGCCAUAGCCCUAUCAACCAGUCGUUGGAUGAGUCUGUGUUUUAUGGGCCAGGAAACCUAUCAGCCAGUGAUGACACUCUUAGAGAGCUCUUUAAGGGGAUCACUACCCAUAGCAGAAACUCCCUAAUGCCCACAAAAAAUGAUGUGGAUAAGAGAGGGGUGACGACCUUACCAAAUGCUGGAAUGAGCCAAGCUGAAUACCAGAUAGUCACAGACCCUGCGGACGUCCCAGCUUUCUUGAAAUGGCUUUCCUUAGCCAGCUUGCUUGUUUAUGUUGCUGCUUUUUCAAUUGGUCUAGGACCAAAGAGAGACACAGUGGGGUCAGUCUCAUUCCUCAUCUUAAUGGCUAGCGUGGUGAUCAUCCCCAGAAUUGGACUUAGGAACUAUGUGAAAAACAACAUUUGUUUUAUGAGUCAUCAUCAAGAGGAAUUAGUGCCAAAACCGCUUCAAAAAAGAAAACCCCAAGAGCAGCUCUUGGAGUGUAAAAAGCUGUGUGGUAGGGGACAACCAAGGCAGCUUUCUCCAGAGACCUAAUGGCCUCAAACCUUAGAAAUGUUGAUAAAGUAGAAGAACAAUUCGAAGGGUGUCUUUGUACCAACACAUAUUGGCCACUCCCAUGUUUUCUCCUUAGUGUUGCUGAGCUAGUUUUAGAGACACCCUGAAAUUAUAAAGACCACCUUUAACCUCCACCUCUCGAAAGGUAAAUGAGGUACAAGAUCCCAUGAUCCCUUUCUUACUCUGCGUAGGAUACCAGGUGAAACACAUACUGGCUGGUUCAGUACUAUGCACUUUUUUCACAGAGCAACCUUUGAAAAACUAUGAACUAGCAAUGCGAUCAACUUUUGCCUUAAGGUAUGUAUGUACAGAGGCCGGUUGCAGCUUUAUGAUUCAGACACUGAAGUGGCCUGAACACGAGCUUAUGGUUUUUUGCCCACUACAACAGUACUUGCACUGGGCCUUCUGUAAAAAAGAACCAGGACACAACGUGGGUAAUUGCACCUCUGUUCUAGAUUAGGAGAGGAUCCUGGCUAGGAUUUCAGUGAUAAUUCCUAACUGUAGUUCAACAGGUACAAAGAUUAUGCAGCUGCUUUUAUGAAUUAUGAACUACAGUGCAAUGCCCUUUUAUGAAUUUUAUGUAUAAAAUAUUAAAAGAAACAAUUCUGCAAUAGGUUGAGAAAAGUAAACAUUUUCCCACCCAUUUAAAAAAAUACGACUAGAAAGGACAAUUUCAAAAUGCUGGGACCAUUUUUAUUUAGUAGUACCUGUUAGUAAAACCUUAGAAAAGGAGUCAGGCCAUUAGGUUAUUAAUCCAAAUCUCUAAUCAAUUAGGUGUGAGUUAUUAAGUCAAGCUUCUAAAACUCUCUCCUUGGAAGGCUUUCAUGAUGACUUAAUAGCGAUCCAUAGCUUCCUGCAAUUCUUUGCACUCCUCAGGACUGUCACUACCUCAGGUUAUGGCAUGGGAGCUAGCACUGACGCUGACUUUCAGAUGACUGCAGAUGUAGUGAGUGACAUUCAGGCAUCAGGACAACUCCCUCACCAUGUUCUUCUCUAGGAUGAAAUGGAGGUCACCAACUGUACCAGAAACUUGGGUUUUUCCCACACAACAAUGAAUUGCUCCCUUCUGUAUUUCUCCAGUUGAAUAUUAGGACUCGGUGAGGUAUUUUACCGAUUUGGAUAUGAUGACAGAAAAUCUGCAAUAAAGAAUCUCAAUCUACUUAAGUAGUGACCCAUUAAAUUACUAUUAUAAGCUAUGGGAGACACCACAAAAACUUAAAAGCAUGAACAACCUAACUUGAAAAAGAAUAAAACAUUACGAUUGGCCUAAAGAAAAGAGAACCCUAAGAGCCGAAACCCUCUGUUAUUUAGACUGGAAUUUUCCUAUUGGCCCCUAACAAACUGUCCCAGUUUGGUGUAAGGGUAUAUGAUCUAGGAAUUCCCCUGUAACAAAAUGGAAAGACUAUAAAUCUAUGUAAGUAAUAGUGAAACUGUAUUAGCAGAGACUCAGGAGAAUGGCUGAAAGUCCUGAUUCUGAAAUGUAUUACAUAAAGAUUGGCAGGGGAAAGUUACAAGGAAGGGAGACUUGAGAUCUUCUACCACAGCACAUUUCCUAGGCAAGUUAGAGCAUGUUUUUUGUUUUAUUUUGGAAGGAGAAGGAAAAGUGUGUUCUGUAGAGGAUCAGUUUAAGAAAUUUAUUAUGAAUCCUCAGUGGAAUUAUAUGUGGAGCUGAUUUUUAAAAAAUCAAGACAGGUAAUCAAUUCGAAUUUUUUUCUUUGUCAAGCAUCACAGAUUGUAGGAUAUUUAACAAAACUGUUACAUGUUUCCUUCAAAGUUCAAACACUGUAUAUCUACAUUAGCAAUUUCUUGUUUUAGCCAUUCAUCAUAAAUGGGUAGGAAAUUGUUCAUAAACUUAGGAGGUUUAUCACUAGUGAUUUCAACUUCAGUAUCUUAAACCCGCUUGUAUUUUUCUAUUAUCCUGAGUCUGUAACUAAAUAAUUCUGUCUUCAAACAAAUUUUUACCCAAUACACCCCUAACCAGAGCUUUUUGAUUUUCAAAAAUAAAAAAAGGGGGAAUACUUAUCAUUUGUAUGUAUAUAUUCACAGUUUUUAUUUAUAAAAAAAUUUACAGCACUUGUGAAGAGCCAGCAGAAGACAUCAGACACGCUCAUUCUUACCAGCUUCGUUAAGUUUAGUGGGUUAUCCAUGACACUUUGCCAGGUGACGCUCACACAGCAGCCCUGAAACCUGACCUGGUUAGAUUGUCUUUCUUCCUCUUUUCUGAGAAAGCAUUUUGAUGAGCUACUGAUCUACCUACUUUUCAAGUCACUUGAAUACUGAAAAUACAACAUCUGGAUCUGCACCUUGGCCAUAUAAUCAUGUUUUCCGCCUUUUCUGUAUUUCUUUUUUUUUUUUUUUGGUGAACAUUUACAAAACAGGUCACUUAUUACUGUUGAUUAAAGCUAAGUGGAAAAUCUCAAUUUUUAAAAAUAGUCUCCCAGAACCUGUGACUUCUUCACCGAAUUGUAUCCUCUAUAUUUUAUGAGGUUUACCCUAUACUGCUGGAUCUUAAAAUGAAGCAAAUAAACACAAUGUAUAAGAAAAAAAAAAAGAGAGAGAGAAUAAGAGAAGUCUGAAAAUAACAAUUAAGUCUUUCACAAGAAAGAAAAUAUAAAAGCCAGCCUUUGCCCCCCGAUUUAAGAAUGAGAGGCACAGUAGGGGAAGGCAUCGAGAGAAAAGAAGAUAAAAAUAAAUAUAAAAUAAUGUAUGUUGUUCAGUGCAGUAUGUAAGCUAGGUUUGGAAGACUUUAUAAUAUGAUCAGGAAAAUGAACUAGAACACGGAGGACAAGACAUUGCAAUUUUUCAUGAAACUUUCAAAACAUUUUGAAAAUUCAGGUUUUCGUGUUGGAAUAUUGUCUCUAUUAAGUUACUACUAAGAGGCUAAUUGGACUCGCCACUCAGCUUUAUUUCUAAGUGAAAUUACUGUUGGUUCUACUAAACUCCUAAUCCCAAGUGGUAGCACACAGGUGCAGCCCAAUCGUGUACUACCCCCAGGGCUCUUGGGCGAGCCGGAAGGGCCAAUGUUUCACAAAUGCGUGUUUAUUGUAACUUUAAGAGGAGCAAUCCCUAAUACUGAACAGUCACUCUUCAGCUCCAUUAAAUAAGACACAGCAAGGGGAAAGAUGUAUCUUGCAAAAUGGCUUUCAAGUUCAAGUUGAACUAUAUUAUAAUUAUACUGUGGCACAGAGGCAGCUUGUGGGCACUUCUUGUUAAAACAGCACAAUGUAUCAACUUCUGACAAGACUCCGAGUAUAGCCUUCAGCAGCGACCUAAGAUUACUACUCUCCUACAACUAGAGGGGAGUCUUACCAGAGUAACAAAAGCACAUGAGGUACAACCCAUCACAGCUUCUUUCUCAUACCCAUCUUGUAGGUGAGAGGUUUCGCUUUUUAAAACUACACUUUCGUAACUUGGAAAAGAUAUUUAACAUUUUCUAUCAUAUUAAAUUAGCAACAUAAAACAUUAUGCUUAAUCUAUAAAGUUCUACUCCGGUUCGCUCCCUAGAGUUUAUAUACAUACUUUUACUUCUAAUCUGCAAGAAAAAAUUCCUAUUUGAUAUUUGGUAACAGAGCAGUAAAAGAUACUAUACACAUGUGGCAUAUAUAUAUUUACAAAAUACACUUCAAAAAGAAGCCAACACACUUUAGCAAAAGUCUAAGCUUGCAUAGAUUAAAAAGAAAAAAGAAUUAUGAAUACAAUUUUUGUUAAAAUAGAAAAUGGGGAAUAAAAGUUACAGAAUGGAUAUGAAGAGAGAUCUUUUCCAAACUUUUAUUUGUGCACAUUCAAUUGAAAAAGAUAACUUUUACAGGUUCUUUGGUGCCCAUAUUCAGCAUACAAAAAUGUAAAAGACUAUUCACAAAUAAAACACAUUAGCUCAAACUGGGAAGAAAUAAUGACAAUAACGAAACAAUUUAAGGUAGUGCACACUGUGACAGCUCUGCUUACGGGGACAUGAGAAUUACUGCGAAAAUAAAUAGAAUGUCCUUUUGUAAAAGCAGCAAUGUCAUGUCUUGUAAACUUCCUUUUUAUAUUACAGCAAGGUUUGAAAUAAAAUCCAAAGGGCCUGGAGCUUACACUGUAUCCGUGAAUGAAUAAAAGAGUCUAUUUCCUCAA
Molecule: messenger RNA, 5844 nt
Organism: Leptonychotes weddellii (Weddell seal)
Lineage: Eukaryota; Metazoa; Chordata; Mammalia; Carnivora; Phocidae
Source: RefSeq, a predicted model, not a curated record